Molecule: messenger RNA, 950 nt
Organism: Lolium perenne
Lineage: Eukaryota; Viridiplantae; Streptophyta; Magnoliopsida; Poales; Poaceae
Source: RefSeq, a predicted model, not a curated record
AUGUUGCUGCGAGAUGUUGUCACAAAAGAUGCUAGUACUGGUGCUAAAACUGUUGAAAAGAAAACUAGGUACAAGAGGGCUGCCAAGGGUGAACUCUCUCCUCCGAAGCUGAAGAAGAUUAAGGUCUCUCAAGAUGUUGUGCGUAAGUACGACAAAUAUGUUUCACAUGGACGGAAAUUCAAGAGGAAGAAGAAGAAUGAAGUGGCCAAAGAGUUUCUGAAGAUUGGUCGAUUCUUUUGCUCGUACAAGUCCUUCAUUGGAGCUCUUCGUCCACGCCAAUAUUUGAGCAAUGUAGUGAUGGCAGUUUGGACAGAGAAGUUCAAUCAUGCAGCAAAAGCAAGUGCUGAGAAGAAUCCCCGAAAUCACAAGAGAUAUGCUUUCUCUCCGUACUUUGCGGAAAAGCUUGCUGUAGAAACCUCUACUUUUGACCCUGCCUCUGUCAUGAAAGAGUUCAAAAUUGCAUGUAGCAAAUUCAAAAUUCUGAAAGAUGACAUGCUUUACCUGCCCAUUGUACAAGCCGAUCACUGGAUUGUAUGCUGCAUCAACUUGCUGUGCAAGCAAUUUCACAUUUUUGAUUCAAUGAUGCCAGAGAAUGGUGUGAGCAGCUUAGCAAAAGCAGCAAACAACUUGUUCUCCAACUUCGUCCGGACUGCAAACGAGUCCAAAGUUUCAUGGGUUGACUUUGGGAAAUUCAAGGAAACCACACCUGACCAUCCACAGCAAGACACUUUGUAUGACUGUGGAUUCUACAGCAUUCUUUACAUGGAGCACUUCAAUGGGAAAGUCAUGCCAAAUUUCGAGAAUGAUGUAGUUCCAGAUUUUCGAAGGUUGCUCGCAGCAAGCCUAAUCGACAACAGGGAUAACCAGAGUGAUGAUGUCGACGUGAUAAUGAACGAGGAUUUGCAGCAGGGAUAGUUUAGCUUUUUGUUCAAAACACAUGGUGUUGCUGC